UUAUUGAUUUUCAAAACUGUGUAUGUUAGUCUUCAAGUCGUACUUCACAUAAAUUUUUUAAUUUAAUGCUAUGUAUACAAUUUUGUGACCAUUAUUUCUCUUUGGAAAACGUUACCAUCCACGAAAGGGAAGAAGAUUGAUAAGGAAGGUCAGGAAGAAUAGUUUACCUGUAUUCUUAAAAGACUGAUGGUUAUGUUCGAGAGGGAAACAUAACGUCGUCAACAAGACUACAUUGUAGAUAAAAAAUACGUAUUACAUAUAUUUUGCGACGCAAGUUUGCCCUCUAGUUGAAUAUCUACUUGUAGUAACUGUGAGAUUUUCAAGUCUUGGGUUAAAGAAGAAUCUGCACGGGGAGUGCAAGUAUUAGGCAUUAAUUAUCACGCAUCUUCAUCUUGAGUGAUAUUCGGCAGCUAAGAAUAACUCCCGACUAAAAUAUCAUAUUAGGGAAGCGUGUCGAGGUGAUUUGGUAAAUCGUAUUAAACAGGUUUAUCUGAUAUUGCUUGACGCUGGAUGAUCAAUAAUCUAGGCUUAACCCUAACCAGUCGUGGUAAAACAAACCAGUCCACACCAUUUAAGAUCGAGUUUCAUACGCGAUCACUAACAAAGCAGUGACGAUGUUCCGACUCAAAGUUACCGUUAGUUUGCUAAUCUUUUUGUCGGUUGGUUCUGAAACCUUUGCUGCUAAGGCAGGUACAGAUUCUCCACAAAUAAAGCCCGUAGCAGGAUGCUCUUUUGAAGACGGUCAAUGCGUUUACAACGUCAAUCUCGGCCACCGCGGAACGUGUGACACCACGUGCAAAGAUGGAGACACAGCUCUGGUGAAGUUGGUGGAACUUCAAAAUAAGCUUCUUGAACAGGGUCUGCUCACACAGGUUGUUAUUGUUUUCAUUCUUUUGUAUUGCUAUCGAGUGCGCAAAAAACGGUACUCGCCAACAAAAAUUUGGAUACGUAUAAUUUCUAAAAAAACUUACAUACCAAUCUUUCCUAUAAUCUUUUAUAUAGAUCUAGGUAUUUGAAUACCGUCAGAAAGCGUAUUUUCCGAAUUAGUUUAAGUCUGCCUACAAAAUGGUUGGUUGUAUGUUUGUUAACAAAUAUAGAGAACUAUCAAAAAUAAGUAUUGUACUAUUCCGUAUAUUUCUGUGUUCUACAGUCGCAAAUUCCCAUUUUAAUCACAUAGGUGAUUUCUUUUUUCUUUCUGUUCUAUUGCGAACAAAAGACACUCAGACCAAUUGUUGUUGUUGCAGAUAAAAAGUGGUAGAGAGUAGCAAAAAUGAUGUAAAUUCCCAAUUUUUAGGAAUAAACUACAUAUUUCACCUAAGAAACUCUGUGAUCUAGAUUGAGGAAUAGUGCCUACGGACUGUAUGUUUAUACUCUGAUGUUUAUACACUGUAUGUAAAUUUUAUAAAGGGACGUACCAUAGAAAAAGGGAUUCUUGCUCAUCGAUACCCAGUCAGAAAUGCAUGUUGUUAGUUCGGCGAUAAGAAAAGCCUAGUCUUCCCAUUUUAAUCCCUCGUUAAAACCGUGUUCUAUGAUAUCUCUCCAGGCGGUUAGUAUGAAAUACGACAACGUCACCAUGGUAAUCCAACAGUUGCAGUCGGCAUUGAACAGUUUAGAUGCAGUGACCCGUCAGGAGUUACAGCCUCUUCUACAAACUGUUAUUUCUGCUAACAAUGCCACAAGAGCUGAAUUGGCGUCCAUGUUAGCGAGACUUCAUACCCUGGAGAAAGAGCAAGGGAAUGUUUUGCUUUGGCUCAGUAGAAUUGAAAACGAAAGAGCGCAGUUACUGUCGAAAGUUGAUGCCUCUUCUAAAGUUUAUUCUAGCUGCUCCGAGUGGAAGAGAAAUGGUCACGACCAGGACGGCCACUAUUUACUGGACGUGGACGGUAAAGGCGGCGUUCCAGCUUUCUAUGUGUGGUGCACCAUGACGUCAUCACCCCCCACGGCGUCCAUCGGCCACGACCAAGGGCUCCGAACUAAGACGGAUGGUUACGAAAAGGAUGGAUCACAUAUUUUUCGUGUUCUGUAUGACGUCACAAUGAGGCAGCUUACAGCCCUGAUGGCCAACUCGACUAACUGUAAACAGCAUUUGAAGUACGAAUGUCACGGAGCUCUCAUUAACGAUGCCAGUACUGGUAUCCGCUAUUCAUGGUGGGUGUCACGUGACGGCGAAAAGAUGACGUAUUGGCCUGGAGGGGAUCCAAACCUGGGAGGAUGUGCUUGUAAAAGAACCAAUUCAUGCGCUGGUGGACUUAAGUGCAACUGCAACAUGAACGACAAUACUUGGCGUCAAGACGAAGGCUACAUCACUGACGUCACUAAGCUUCCGGUGACAAAGCUGAGAUUUGGCGAUACGGGAGACGCCAGUGAACAAGCCUACUUCACCUUGGGGCCAGUUAAAUGUGAAAACUAAUAUGAGUAAUGAACAUCAGCCAGAGAUUUAUUCCAUAAAUCGCCAUGCAAUACCAUAUAUGGUAUAUUAAUGACUUAUUGAUUCAACAUUUAAAAUUGUGAAACUUUUACGUGCAGUAAAAUUUAGGCAUAUAUGUUAUUUUACUGAUUCAGUUGCAGAUUUUAAUAAUAGAUACGAGUAAUUUAACUAUAAGUUUAUGGAUGCAAAUCAUUGGCAUGAGUGAGAAAAAUGUAGUGUCUGAUCUAGGAAGUUGUGGAAUAUUCC
Messenger RNA from Lingula anatina, 2674 nucleotides. Its product is annotated as contactin-associated protein-like 2. NCBI's taxonomy places the organism in Eukaryota, Metazoa, Brachiopoda, Lingulata, Lingulida, Lingulidae. The record is from RefSeq and is a predicted model, not a curated record.